Pomacea canaliculata is the source of this 2578-nucleotide messenger RNA. RefSeq lists its product as uncharacterized. Bases 158 to 985 code for a protein of 275 amino acids. Gene Ontology annotation, molecular function: lipid binding. Lineage: Eukaryota; Metazoa; Mollusca; Gastropoda; Architaenioglossa; Ampullariidae. The record is from RefSeq and is a predicted model, not a curated record. Gene Ontology annotation, cellular component: membrane; extracellular region. Gene Ontology annotation, biological process: lipid transport; lipoprotein metabolic process. The transcript is spliced from 3 exons.
AAGCGAGCUCAGUGGCGGGUGAGCCACUCACCCGUUGGUCUACCACCUCAUACAGGUGACAGGUACUUGCGUCAGAAGGUGCACAAGGUUGUGUACAAGCAGGUGCUUGUUGUCCACCAUACAACACAUUUUGUCACCGAUUUCUGAGACUGAGGUCAUGACUGACUGGAACGAGCGAGCUGAGGCCCUGGCGUUGAAGAAGGAGAUCCAGGCCAUCAGGGACGACCUCAACAGGCACCACAGGAACGUCAACGUUUCUCGAGUGACAGGAAGCACUGUUGCCAUCGCAACGGGAGUGCCUGCAGCAGCCUGCGCCAUCGCCGCCCCCUUUACAUUGGGAGUAACCUUAAUAUUAGCCAUCGUCCUGGGGAUCAUCGCCGCCGUCGGUGGAGGUGUGUCUGUCGGCGCUGCAGUCGCAGAAAUCUUCAUCAGGAGGCACAAUGUCAAGGAAGUGCAGGCGAGGUGGGAAACGUUUCGUGAGAAGUUUCUCGCGAGACAUGAAGAAUUAGGUGACAUAGUACAAAAUCUGAACGCACAGACGAGUGGAACCUCCAUCACGACUGACGACCAGUCUAUCAAAACUGCUGUGCACGGCGCUGGUGAGGCUGUGAGAACGGCCGGGGGCAUCUCCAGUGCAGUUGUUCGCGGAGUUCUGAGAACGACAUCCUCAGGCAUCAGAGUCACAGCACCACUGCUGUCUGUUGUGAGCGCAAUCGCCAUUCCGCUGGACAUCUACGACCUCGUGACCUCCGCUCUUCGUCUGCGCAGAGGCGCACCUUCCAUUGUCUCCGAGUCUCUCGCUCAAAUCAUUGAGUUCCUUGAUAGUGUGGCCGACGGCUCUUUUGAUGAUUUAUUUGACCUUGACAGAGAGCUUAACAAUGACAAUAUGAAUAACGAUGACAAUGACCCUUUAAUUUUGGAUGCUGGUGAUUUUUUAUGCCGCUUCAGAUCUUUUGAUUCUACUGUGCUUACUCUUAAAGACUAAGACUUUUAUUUGUAAAAAAAAAAAAAAGGAAAAGAAACAAAAUGUAGAUAUGAGCUAUUCCUGGCAAGUCACUUUAGAGUAACAUUUACCCUUGCUGAUUAGUUUUCAAUACAUUUACUUAUAUUCUCGCUGUAGCAAUGCUUCGAGAUGAGUUCUUUCAUGAUCACAAUUAGUUUAAUAUAUGUACAGCCUUCAACAACAACGCCCAGUGUAAGGAGCUCGAGUGCAUUAUGUUUAUUUAAAGUGCUUGAAUGUAAAGCAUUCGUUCACUUUCUGUUCCCGUGGACACAAUAUGAAUGACUAGUCCACGUGCUUAGUCCUACCUGCUUUGUCCUUCGACUGCUGCAACAUCUUCCUCGUCCUCCGAGGAUGUGCAGUCGAUGUCAGUGUGAGCUGAUGCAAUUGGUUCAAACUGUUUUGGUUGGACAUUACUCAUAGCCAUCUUGACGGCUAAUAAAUUUCAAUGCUACUAAUAAAACUACCGAGACACCACCGAUCACGAGUUCAAAUCCUAGCAAUGACCUCAGACACUUCCAGUCUUGGUCCUACGUCACACGCAAGUCUCGAGAAGAUAUCGUGACUACUCGGCCACAACGAUCGAUUUCACUGAAUUUUUUCGAUUUUUAUAAACAUCGGCAACCAAAAUAGUGCUAAUAAGUGGUAAUUAAGUGAGAAACUAACUUUUGUUUCUUCUGCAUUGCUCUCAGGCAUUGCAUUCGUAACUAAAUAUAAUUUUAAAAUGUUUUGACCGUCAUCACAGCCUUAUCACAGCCUUCAGUAUAACUUUAAGAGACAAACUGAAUUUAUAGCCUUCUGGUGAUUAACUGAAAUCAAGGCACAUUUAUACUCAAGAAACAUUUUUAUUUCAAGCUGUAGGAUUUCACAAUUGCUGAACGGGUAUUUUGCGUUUUUUCACUUUACAGUUUUGGCCAGGUUUCAUCUUAAAAUUUUCCUUCAUUAUCGUAUCAGUCAAAAGAUUCUAAUACUUUGGGUACUAACCUAACUGUACAAUCUCUGACCGUAUUCAUGGAGCGAGAACAAGAAAAAAAAAUGAAGUAAUGAGAUAUUCCUGACAAAUUCCUUUAGAGUAACAUUUCCACUGAAUGAGUAGUUUUCAAUAGUUACAUUCUCGCUGUAGCAAUGCUUCGAGAUUAGGUUCUUUCAUGGUCACAAUUAGUUUAAUGUAUUCAAUGGCCGCCGAGAGCGAACAAGCCCCGGGGCGCUGAUUUAUUUUUCGCAAAGGUCGCAGUGAAGGGAAAAACUUCGGGAACCUUCGGAAGCGUGACGUCAGCGAGCUGAGCCGACCACACUGAGUAAAAACCUCCACUUCACUCUUUGCCAGCCAUGAAACUUGUUCUGGGGUUAAUUCAACAACUUUUAAACACUAGGAAGGGAGGCAUAAAGUGAAUUGCGACAAGCAAAAUAACUCAAGGCCUGCAACUGGUAACAGGUAAAAUAAAUGAGGACCGAACACAACACGGACGAUGAUAACUUCAAGUAGGUUUGAUUAGAGGACUUCGUGAGCUACGCUUCUGUAGCCUAGUGGUUGCAAACAGCGGCUUUAGUUUGAUAAGUGAAGUGUUCUAAACUCGG